Messenger RNA from Pyrenophora tritici-repentis Pt-1C-BFP, 924 nucleotides. The record is from RefSeq and is a predicted model, not a curated record. NCBI's taxonomy places the organism in Eukaryota, Fungi, Ascomycota, Dothideomycetes, Pleosporales, Pleosporaceae.
AUGUCUUCACUUCCGAAAGAUGUUACACUUGCCAGCGGUUUCACAAGUACGAAGCAUAGCAAACCAAGCCAAGCUCUGGAUCCUCGCCAUAAUACAUUGCCAAAUGCGCUAAACGUCCUCGUUAUCGGCGCAUCUCGUGGAAUCGGGGCCGGAAUAGCAUGCGCAUACGCGCAAGCCGGUGCUGCCUCCCUGAUUCUUGCGGCACGGCCUUCCUCCGCCGAAGAAAUAGCAGCAGUCACACAGCAAGCUAAAGCUCUGAACCCCUCGGUCUCCGUCAAGAGUCUACCAGUCGACAUCACCUCAAAUCAAAGUGUCGCACAGCUUGCGACAAGCGUGAGAGAGGAAUUCGGGAGACUAGACAUUGUCAUUUUCAACUCUGGGUAUUCAGGACCGGUGGUACUCAAGAUGGAUGAAGGCAACCCGCAAGAUUUCCAGGAUGUGUUCAAUAUCAAUAUUCAGGGAGCAUAUCUUAUUGCACACCACUUCAUUCCUUUGUUGAAAGAGAGUCACGGCGCUAAGACAUUCAUUGCUAUUAAUUCAUUUGCCUCCUGCAUCAUCAACGGGCAUAUCGCCAACACUGCGUACUGCAUUUCAAAGUUCGCACAAGCUCGACUGGUUGAGUUUUUGUCGGAACAGUAUAGCAAAGACGGUAUUCUGGCUAUAGCUUCCGACCUUGUGAGUCUGCUUCUCUUGUUCUUUCUCGAUUAUUCUGACCGCGUAGAUCUCACCGAUGAUGUCAGCCUCUGUGGUGCGUUCUGUGUAUGGCUAAGCCAUGAGAAGCGGAUGUGGCUGGGCGGAAGGUUACUGGGUGCAACAUGGGAUAUCGAUGAACUGCUCCAGAAGAAGUUCGAGAUCGAGAGCCAGGACUUGUUGAAAUUUGGCUACAAAGUCGGUAAUGUAUCUGCGGCAGGUCAAGGUACCUGA